CUCACCCCCCACCCUCUCUGACAGUUUGAUCCCUCCCGCGCCAAACUGAAGCCCGGUCUGGACGAUGGCAAAGCAAAACUUCCCAAAACCUCUCACAGUCGUCUCAGACUCGCUGAACUGUUGAUAUCUUUGCCUGAUAGUUUGGGCUCCAUGUGCCCAUGCAGGUUUGGAGAUACACUCGCAGCGCACUUCAUCAGGAACACCUGUACACCUGCUUGUUCAUGCCAUCAUCCAAUCAGUCAAUCAUGUAGGCAGCACCUGCAGAUACAGCUCAGGAGAUUCGGUUGAUGGUCACAUCAAACAAAAGGUCCGGCGAGCGGGGGCUCCGCAGACGGAAACGCCUCGUUGGUGAGAGAGGCCAGAGGAGAAAGGCCAGACUGGUUGGAGCAGAUUCAGUCCACACCUACAUUUUCCAGGGAUCACUUAUUAUAUCAUCAUCAUUAUUAUAAAUAAAGUUGCCGCUGCUGGGACUCUCAAAUGCAUCACAUCCUGCGCACUGGAAGAGUUUUACUGGGAAACACCUACCAGACGGCCUGGCGCAAGUGUUGCUCGAGCUUUGCCGAGAUGAUGCAGGCGGUGUGUGUCGACGUACCGGGAGGACCAGAGAAUCUGCUGCUGCGGACUGUCCCCAGACCUCAACCCAAAGACGGAGAAGUCCUGAUUAAGGUUCAUGCGACCGCCCUCAACAGGGCAGACUUAUUACAGAGGCGAGGGCUGUACCCGCCUCCCCCAGGUGAGAGUGACAUCAUAGGCCUGGAGGUGGCUGGGACUGUGGAUGCUCUGGGCCCCGGGGUGAGGAGAGGCUGGAAGACAGCGGACAGGGUCAUGGCCUUGCUCUGUGGAGGAGGGUAUGCAGAAUACGUCGCGGUGCCUGAGGAGCUUCUCAUGCCUGCUCCCCCGAAUCUCACACUCUGCCAGGCCGCUGCCAUCCCAGAGGCCUGGCUCACCGCUUUUCAGCUGCUGGAUCUCAUAGCUCAGGUGAAGGAAGGUGAGGUGGUGCUGGCUCAUGCUGGAGCCAGCGGAGUAGGAACAGCUGCUGUUCAGCUGGUUCGCCUGUUUGGUGCCGUGCCCAUCGUUACCGCGGGGAGCCCAGAGAAGCUAAAGAUGGCUGAGGGACUGGGAGCGGCAGCUGGCUUUAACUACAAAGAGGAAAGCUUCGCGCAGGGAGUUCAUGACUUUACAGGAGGCAAGGGAGCGGACGUCAUACUGGACUGCAUCGGUGGGCGUAACUGGGAGCAAAAUGUGAGCUGCUUAGCCACUGAUGGCAGGUGGGUGCUGUACGGCACCAUGGGGGGCAGGGCAGUCGAGGGAGAUCUCCUGGGCAGACUGCUCUCCAAGCGAGGACACUUGCUCAGCAGCCUCCUGCGCUCUCGCAGCCUUCGGUACAAAGCGGACCUGAUCAGCGCUUUUUCACACAGAGUGUUACCGCAUUUCUCAGACCAGGCUGCCUCCUUGAGGCCAGUGAUUGACAGCACAUUCAACCUGGAGGACAUCGCAGAGGCUCAUAGGCACAUGGAGGCCAACAAAAACACGGGGAAGAUUGUCAUUAAUGUGAUUCCUCAGAAGCAGGAAACUCAGUGAUGACCAGCUGCAGCGACAUUAACAGAAAUGUAAUGGCUCUGAAAUGCGCUAUUGAUUUAUGUCAAGGAAUCUGACAACACAGUGUUACUUGAAAUCGGUUUGUUUCACACAAAUGUCGAUCAUGAUUUUAAAAUAUGCAACCAUCCACCAAGAAAAUAGUCCAAAGGUGAUAUUUUGUUACAGUGAGGUUUCUGUAGUGCCAUAAUAGUGAUAACUGAUUCAGUAUUACCCACUUCUGUGGCCUCCUGCCACAGCAGAUCCACAUAAGGACUAACGGGGGUUACUAAGUACAGACUUAGUAGGGUGCCUCAACCUUUGCACAAUUAAUGUUUUUUUAAUUGUUUUUUCUUUUUUUAUUAUGAAAUAAAAAUUAAC
This is a messenger RNA of Xiphias gladius (swordfish), 1956 nucleotides long. RefSeq names its product tumor protein p53 inducible protein 3 (gene tp53i3). Bases 478 to 1581 code for a protein of 367 amino acids. Gene Ontology annotation, molecular function: quinone binding; NADPH binding; quinone reductase (NADPH) activity. The transcript is spliced from 9 exons. NCBI's taxonomy places the organism in Eukaryota, Metazoa, Chordata, Actinopteri, Istiophoriformes, Xiphiidae. The record is from RefSeq and is a predicted model, not a curated record.